GAAAAUUAGGUGUCUGAAACUUUUCAGAGCAUGAUCUGAACAUAGAGAUUUCAGAUACAGGUGGAAGCCAUGAAGAGAGUACUGGAAAGUCUCAACCUUAAUAUAGUUGAGAUGGUGGAUGAAAACGCAACCUUGGAUGGUGGAGAUGUCUUAUUUACAGGCAGAGAAUUUUUCGUAGGUCUUUCCAGGCGGACAAAUCAACGUGGUGCAGAAAUUCUGGCUGACACAUUUAAGGAUUAUGCUGUCUCCACAGUCCCUGUUCAUGAUUCUUUGCAUCUGAAGAGUUUUUGCAGCAUGGCUGGACCAAACUUGAUUGCUAUUGGAUCAAGUGAAGCUGCACAGAAAGCCCUCAAGACCAUGCAGCAGAUGAGCGACCACCGCUACGACAAGCUGACAGUGCCUGACGACGCCGCGGCGAACUGCAUCUACCUGAACAUUCCCAGCAAAGGGCACGUGCUGCUGCACCGAGCCCCCGAGGAGUACCCAGAGAGUGCAAAGGUAUUUGAAAAGCUGAAGGACCACAUGCUGAUCCCAAUAGCCAACACAGAACUGGAGAAAGUAGAUGGGUCACUCACCUGUUGCUCUGUGCUUAUUAACAAAGCUUCAGAAUUAUGAGUUUACAGAAUCCCUCCCUUGUAACUGGCAAUAAUGUUACACACAAGGUAGACGAAUCUGUAUCCACACUUUUAUUGUUUUUAUUGACAAUCUACUGUACCACUGUGCUACUAACCCUGGUUUACAAAUUUUUUGCAUUGUGAAUUUUUAUUAUGUCCUUGCAGAUGGUAUUUAAGGUGGAUGUAGGGUUUGUUGGGAGCACAUAACUCUGAAGUAAGUUAGUCCCAUGGGCUAGCAGAAGACAAUUAUAAUGGCUAACCCUUAGCUGUAGUGAUUUAACAUAUCAUUGUGAAAAUUUUAUGAAACUCAGCUAAUUCUCAGUAUUUCAAGCACCUCUGUUGUCUUUACACUGUUCCCUCCUGUCUUCUUUUCUCUUGCUUCCUUCCUCUACAUGUUUUUUUCCUUCCUCAGUCUUCAGCUUUCAGUGGUGCAAAGUAUUAGGGGGGACUGAAGAAAACUCAGUGGGCUUAAGAACCAUGUACCUUUUGUGAUAUGAAAGCUUUCCAUGCACUAGCUGGAAGAGUGGGCAAUGGAUUGUGCUCACUGUCCUGGCCACAUCCCAGUGCUGCUGCUGGGCAGAGUUGUGGCUGGGAUCCAUUUCAGACAUCAGGUGCCAGCUUUGGAAAUGCUUCCUCUGAUGGGAGCCUUCAAGGGCAAUGGAAAACUGGGAAACUUGCAUGACAGAAGAAGAGAAUAGUGCAGCCACACAAGUUGUCUCCUGCACAUUCAGGUCCCAGUUUCCUGCUAAGACCGUGACUUUCAAAGUGGUGAGAAUGGGAGAGGAGUUUUUAAAAAGGCCAGAUCCUACGAAGCCUCUGGACCACAAAAAUUAAAUGCGGAGAUGCAAAAGAAAUCUAAAGUAUGGGGGAGUUAAAUCUCUUUGUUUGCAUCUUAAAGUUUGUUUCUCGUUUCUGUUUUCUCCUCUUUUGGAGGCCACUUACUAACCAAAUUCAAAAGAAAAGGCUGAUAGAAGAAGUUGAAGGACAGCUAUUCCUGGAUUAUGCCCGUGAAUAAGGGAAGCUAUUUUUCCCUGGAAGAUUGUCAUUUUUUCUUUAUCUGCCCUUGGGACAGUUUUCCUUGGAACAAUAACCAUCUUAUAUUUUUUUAGUGGCAUGAAUAUUCACUGUGGUAUUCAGUUAAGGCAAAUAUAAUUUUUGUAGCAAAUUCCUCAACAUGUUUACCCAUUGAGUCAUAGCUGCUUUUUUUUUUUCACCACUGCAAAGUGAAGCACACACCAUUGUAUUCACAUGCUUCUUGUUAAAUCAUUUGUAAACUAAGGAUGGGAGCAAUUCCCAAACAGAGGCAGUAGUGGGAACUCUCCAGAGACUGACAAAUAGUCUGAACAUGUUAUCAGUUUCCUAGACAUCUCCUCCACCUUUCCUGAACCACUUGUGGCAUGUUGCUGAGGUACAGUAGGAAGUGAGUGAGGGGGCUUGGCCAAUGUGGUCUGCAGGAAAGCAAACAGUAUUAACCAAAUGCCCACUGGGAUAUCCUGUGGAAACCUGCAUGCUGUUUUGUGCAGUCAUAAGGAAGGAAACACCAGUACUCAUACUUGUAGGUUCUCUCUGGCAUAUCUCAGUGGUAAUGAGAGGAAAAGCCCCUGGCAGCUGCCAGAGUCCACCUGAUGUUCGUGGGUGCACUGUUUGUUGUGAUGACACCAGGUAUCAUGGGGAAGAGAGCAGUGAUGAGUGAAUACAUUGUAUGUGAAAAGAGCGUGGCCCAAAGGAAAUUCUUCAGCCAGCCAAACAGCACAUGGGGAGUUUUUCUAUUUAUGACUCUUCUGUCCCAAAGGGUUAUCCUAAUGUUUCCCCUUUGUCUCUUCCAUUCCUGUGCACCAUCAUUUAAACCUGAGCCAGGUGAUCAGGCUCUAAGGAUGUAAAUGUUGUAGUGGGGAAUCUUUCUCUGCCUUCCCUUGGUGCUUUUUAAAUAUUUGAUAAAGUAUCACACAUUUCAAAACAACUUGACAUUAAACAGAGAUUUUGUGCCAAGAAGUGGCCCUGCAGUAUUGAGCUGUGAGCUCCUAAAGGCAAGCUGCACUUUGUUAAAAGCCUGUGCAGCUGUGGGAGCUGUCAAAGAUGAAACAGCCCCCCCAUCCCAACUUGUCCAUGUACCUCCUGGGGCCUGGCCCCCAUCCAUGUCCUUCAUCCCUCUUCCCUCUUCUUGCUGGGGAGCCAGAGCAUCCAGCUACACUGGGAGUGUUAGGCUGUAGGAUCUCUAUUUUAUCACUAAAUAUUUCUGUAGUGUUGGUUUUUUGGUAUUUUUCUUCUUCCACCCUCUCUCACGUCUCACCUCUCUCCUUCCUCAGACUCUCUAGUUUGCUCAUCAGGGCACACCUUUUAAUCCCAAGUGAUUUUGCCUUCUGUUGCCUCAGUUCUUUCUUGAGACUUUUUCUUCACUUCUUCACUGUUCACAGUAUCCCAAGCCAUGAUGGACUAUCCUAAAUUCACUCCCUCCUUGAGCAGCUGCCAGGAGAGAGGAAAAACUGAGGGGUUUGCUUUGGGUCUUUUGAGCUGGAAGGAUGACAGCCAGCAGGAGCUGAAGAUCCACAGAGUAACAAUGGUGACUCCUCUUUUUAAGAAUCCUCU
Messenger RNA from Ficedula albicollis (Collared flycatcher), 3200 nucleotides. It is a transcript of the gene DDAH1, whose product is annotated as dimethylarginine dimethylaminohydrolase 1. The transcript has 6 exons. NCBI's taxonomy places the organism in Eukaryota, Metazoa, Chordata, Aves, Passeriformes, Muscicapidae. Gene Ontology annotation, molecular function: dimethylargininase activity; amino acid binding. The record is from RefSeq and is a predicted model, not a curated record. Bases 70 to 615 code for a protein of 181 amino acids. Gene Ontology annotation, biological process: arginine metabolic process; positive regulation of nitric oxide biosynthetic process.